GGGCCGGGGUCGGUGAGGGCUGGGCCGGGCCGGAGCCGCGUUGAACCGGGGUAGGACUCUGUGGAAUGCUGGAAACACCGGCGAUCCAGCGGAAUAACUACUGCCUUUAUAGACAAACGCUUGGGCGUCGUUUUUACCUUCUCAGCUAUUAACGCCUUGUAAUUUUCUCCACUUUUACUCAAGUUUCUUAACAGGCCGUUAGGGAGAAACUAAAGCGUUCAGAUAGAAAUACAGACUCGGUUUUCAGUGAAAUCCACACGAUUUCAGGUUUUCCUUCAGUAGCUCUGUGCCUCAGAAGCUCAGGAGAAAUAUAAAAAUAGAAGCCCUAAGCAUAUGUUGUUGUGGAAGUUCUUCUCUCUGACAGCAGCUCCCAGUGAUGGUAAUUCAGUGACUGAUAACGACAUCACCUCACAAAUUGGGUCCUGACUACAAGCAGUUAAAGAAAUCAACUUCUUCAGUGUUGUUUUUUUUCAAAGAGACAGCAGAACCCAAAGGGCUUCUUGCAACAUCAUCCGGGUUUGUUUGGUCUGCGCAGCUCAGACGCUGCUGUGGGGCCUUGUUGCUUUACCAGGGUUUUGGCAAAAAAAAAGAAACAUGAACAGCUGGAGUUGGAGCAAGAGGUUAUACAGUUAAUUUGGGUGUUUUCAGGGCUGAUUUCCUGGAGGGGGAAUGAUACAUCCAUCUAGAAGCGAUGCUUCCUGCUUGAGGCAGGAGUGAGGACUGAGCUCCUGGCGCCUCGGUUCUUUUUGGUCCUUUUAUCUUUGGUCCUUUCCUGUCCUCAGGGAAGGAAAAUGGGCAUCUUAGAAAUAAGAGCUGGGGAAUUUUGGGGUACAGAGUAGUGUUGUUAGUACUGGGGCCCUGAGCAACCUGGGCUAUGGAAGGUGUCCCUGCCCAUGCAGGGGUGGAACUGGAUGAGCUUGAAGGUCCCUUCCAACCCAAACCAUUCCAUGAUUUCAUCAUUCCCUGAACAAAUCUGGCCUAAUGGCAUCUGUCAGUUAUUUUUUUCCAAGCAAGGUACUGUUUGACCUCUCAUAGCCAAGUUAUUUUCAGGCAGAAGCUUUUAUCUCCUCAGGUUAGUUUAUUAACUUGCACCGGUGAUAACUUGUUUGUGCUGCAUGAUUCACCUUUCACAUAAGGAAAUAAAUGCACCUGGAUUUUAUCUUAAUGCAAUGUGAUUUUUGGGUGCUAAAUACAUUAAUAUCCACCUGUGCAGGAACCUUGAGGCCUGGCUGGGCCUUUCUCUGGAGUUACUCAAUCACUUUAAACCAUGAAUUCAUCAAAAUUUUCCUUAGCAUUAUUUUUUUGUUAUGAACAACUUUUUGAAUUUGUUGUCAGUGUGUUUCUGCCCAGUAACCUCAGUGAUUUUUCUCCCAGCAAAAAGGACAUUCCUGCAGUUAAUUUCCUCAUCCAUGAAAUCCACUGUCGCAGGAAUAUUGAAAUAUGUCCCUACUGCAGUGACUCCAUCCCAAAGUCUGAGAUGAAGAACCACAUUGAGUCUGAACAUGUGCAGGUGACCUGCAAGUGUAGGAUGAAGAUUGAAAACAGUCUCCUUAAGGAUCACGAGGAGUCAGCGUGUCCCCUGCGCCCCGUGCUGUGCCAGUUCUGUGACAUCCCGCUGGCCUUCAACAAGCUCCAGGAGCACGAGAGCUACUGCGGGGCCAGGACCGAGCCCUGCGGGGACUGCGGCCGGAAUGUCCUGCUGAGGGACCUCAAGGAGCACCCCCGGGUCUGUGGGACAGAGGAGAAACCCCGAGGGAGCGGGACAGCACCAGGAUUUGGGAAUGAGGAGGGAGGUCUGCGAGGUGUGAGGAACCGACUGAGACCAGAGGAUGAGCUGGAGCAGCUGGAGAGAAAUGAAAUCCCUCAUUCCCCACUUCCAGAGGAGUGGAAUGCUGAGUUAGACUACGCGUUGGCUCUCAGCCUGCAAAAUGAGAAUAAUCCUCACCCUAACACUGCAGCUGGAAUUCCCAGGGACUUCUGGGAAUAUGACUACACCAAAGAGCCCGGGUCAGCUGCCCACCUCAGUGAGACACAGCAGUCAAACACCUUCUCCUACGACUCUCCAGGGUCUUUUAGCACCUCAAACCGCAGAAAAAACAUGGAGACCAUCAUGUUGCCCUGUGAGUUCUGUGAGGAGCUCUGCCCUGCCGAGGAGCUGAUCCUUCACCAGACGGGGUGUAACCCAGCAAGUGCCUUUGCCUCGUUCAGUAAGAGAAGCUCUUCUCCAAAUCCAUGGGACUACGAUGGUCUGUGUGCUGUUGGCUCCAACAGCUGGAGGACUCUCCCUUCAUCCCAGCCCCAAGCUGUCCAGGCAGAUGGAAACAUCAUGAUUCCAUGUGAAUUUUGUGGCAUCCAACUGGAAGAGGAGAUUCUCUUCCAUCAUCAGCACCAGUGUGACCUGCGCCCGGCCAGCCCUGCGGCCGCUGCUCCAGCCCCGGAGAGACGGGAAUCACCGGAGCCAGCACGGCGACGGAGCAGGCACCAAGGAGAUGUUUCUCCUCGGCACACAGAAGGCUUUGGGCAGUCAGGGCUGGGCUGCCCUACCCGAGGGACCAAGCUGAGGAAUGACAUGGCCAACGCCAGGAACACACCAUUGUCCUGUUCCCCGGGAGCUGCUGAUGCUCCCAACAUGCAGGGCAAGCCCAGGAAGGGGAAUGGCAGCCAGGGGAGACCAAAGGACAGAGGGACAGGUGAAGCUGCAGGGGGGACAACGCCACGAGCCAGACCUGCUCAGCACUUCCAUGGAGAAACCUUCACCUCCAGCUUCUCCAGAGCUGCUCCAGCCCAGCCAAGCCCCAGUACUGGAGGAAGGAGCCUCAGGCUGCAGGACGGGCGCAUCGGCCUCAGGCGCAGGAGCUCCAAGGCCAAAGCCCAGAGCCCAGGGGCCGGAUCCCCCGAGGAAUGAGCCACCAGCGCUGGAAGACACGGAGCUCUUGGCCCUGUUCCUGUGCUCUGCCCCACUCUAGUCAGAGCACAAGUAAAUUCCCACCUUGGAUUUAAAUUUUUAGGCAGUGACCAUUUUCUAAGUAUCUAUUUUUAAUCUGUGAGAGCAAACUUCAGGUUUUUACGUCUCCGAUUGCCCCCAGCACCCCCAAGGCAGCAAAACCUUGGCCCCACCUGGGUUCUGUGUCCGUGUGGGCUCCUUGUGCAAUCCCAGGACAGGAUUUAUGCCAGGCUGAGCUCCCAGGGUGUGUCCUGCCUUGUCCUGCUCAGGCACAGCAGGUGUCGCCCAGCAGGGAGCAGUUGGAUGGACCUGACUCACACGGAGCAGGACCGAGGGUCAAAGGUCAAAAGCUUCUCGCAUUAUCCCAGUUUUGUAAAUUCCUUGGAAUAAAGUUUAUCUGAUGCUGUCUCAAAA
Pipra filicauda (Wire-tailed manakin) is the source of this 3358-nucleotide messenger RNA. It is a transcript of the gene TRAFD1, whose product is annotated as TRAF-type zinc finger domain containing 1. The transcript is spliced from 10 exons. Lineage: Eukaryota; Metazoa; Chordata; Aves; Passeriformes; Pipridae. The coding region runs from base 1268 to 2905 and encodes 545 amino acids. The record is from RefSeq and is a predicted model, not a curated record.